Molecule: messenger RNA, 432 nt
Organism: Populus euphratica (Euphrates poplar)
Lineage: Eukaryota; Viridiplantae; Streptophyta; Magnoliopsida; Malpighiales; Salicaceae
Product: putative F-box/FBD/LRR-repeat protein At4g03220
Exons: 2
Coding region: 1-432 (143 amino acids)
Molecular function (GO): protein binding
Source: RefSeq, a predicted model, not a curated record
AUGGAAACAAGACCUUCCAAGCGCAAGAAGCUCAUUGGGUUUGCAGCAAAAGAUGAGGGUACCCAUUACAUUAAAAGAAUCAGUGAUCACCCUGACCCUAUCCUCCAUCACAUUCCACUCUCACUUCCUAUUAAACUCAUUGCUCAAAGCAGCAUCUUAUCAAAACGAUGGAGAUCUCUUUGGUCUUCAUUCCCUGAUCUUGAUUUCACCACCAUGAGCCCUACUAUUGCCGCUUUCAUGACUGGCGGGUUUCAAUCACUCCAAACGUUGUCACUUUCGCUGGUGAAUUUGCAUGAACAAUCGUCCCUCUUGGACUUAUUUACGGAAUCAUCAUUUCCUCGUCUGAAAAAGCUGAAUCUUGAAGUUUUUUAUGGGAUGAAACAUCUUAAGGUCAGUUGUCAAGCCCUUGAAGAUUUCACAUCAGGGAGUUGA